This is a messenger RNA of Trichogramma pretiosum, 1725 nucleotides long. RefSeq names its product coiled-coil domain-containing protein 93 (gene fidipidine). Lineage: Eukaryota; Metazoa; Arthropoda; Insecta; Hymenoptera; Trichogrammatidae. The record is from RefSeq and is a predicted model, not a curated record. The transcript has a single exon. Bases 124 to 1659 code for a protein of 511 amino acids. Gene Ontology annotation, biological process: Golgi to plasma membrane transport.
CCGCAAAGCAAACGAAACGCGCUCGCGUUGCUUCUGCUAAAUCAAAGUGUGUGCCGCAGCCGCUGCCUACGAGAGCUUGAUGAAAAUUUCGUCGAUCUCUGCCAAGCUCGAGACGAGGAAAAGAUGCUGAACGGCAUCAAGAAAAAGGUAUUCGAGGACAAUGCAGUGCCAGCUGAUGUGCGCAACGACGAGGAGCAAUCCGUCAAACUUCAGCAAAUACUGGAGUUGCUGACGUCGGCUGGUUACUACCGAGCCAGAAUAAAGGGUUUGGCGGAUUUUGACAAAAUCGUGGGCGGAAUGACCUGGUGCAUCGAGUCCUGCCAAUUCGACGUGGACGUCGAUCUGCUCUUUCAAGAGAACUUGAUCAUCGGGCAGAAGAUAGCGUUGACCGAGAAGAUCGUUGCCAUGCUGCCCAAAAUGAAUUGCCCGCACAGGAUAGAGCCUCAUCAGAUACAGGGCUUGGACUGUAUACACAUUUAUCCGGUGAUGCAGUGGCUGGUGAGCGAGUCCAUGAAGACCAGAAAAGAGAUGGCUCAUUACGUUCAUACUUUUGCCGUUAAUCAGUUCAAUAAAAAUAAUUAUUACUUCAACAAGUAUCUCUUUAACAAAGAUGAGCAAGAAGAGAGUAACAUUGUGAAAAAUGUUAUGUUAGCCAAAAGUUCUCUGAACUAUGACCGCAGUGCAGUUCCAAGUUCACCAGUUUAUGAAGUAAAAGAAACUGAUAAACAAUACAAGCUAGCAUUUUCUCCAGAAAAACAUAUUACAGAGUCUCCUGCUUUACAAGCUUCUAAAGUCUUAGAAAAACAAAAGGAGAUACUCCAAAAUAAGGUUGAUUCUUUAACUGAUGACAAAAAUCAAUUGCAUAAUAAAUUUUUAGAAAUAAAGGAAAAAUUAAAUGAAACUAGAAGGAGAAAAUUGUCCUUGGAAAAUAUUUUUGAAAAAAUGAAAGAGUCUGAUUCAUUUACAGAUGUUGAAUUAUUGACAAAAAUAACUGAACUUCUAAUGUUACUUGAUAAAUUAAAAAUUCAAGAAAAAGAAUUCAAAGAUCAGUGCCAUGUGGAUUUGAAUUAUUUUGAGGAAUUAGUUAAAGAAGUUCAAACUAAGAAGCCUCAAGAAGAAUUGGAUCAUGAUGUUAAAUAUGAAGAACAAAAACAAAUUAUUCAUCAGUUAAGAUUAAAGCUUGCCAAAAGAAAUAGAGCAGUAGCUAGUUUGAUAAGAAAAAUUGACGAUGUUCCUAGUAGAUCAGAACUCACUCAAUAUCAGAAGAGAUUUAUGGAAUUAUACAAUCAAGUGUCAGCUAAACAUAAAGAAACAAAACAGUACUAUACUUUAUACAAUACUUUGGAUGAUACAAAAUUGUACUACACUAAAGAACUGUCUCUCUUGAAUUCUGUACAAGACAACUAUAAUCAGGCAAUGUCAUCGAGUAGCAGCAGAGAACAAUUUAUUAAACAGUUUGAACUCAUCGUAGAAGGUGUAAGAAGAAAUAAAGAAAAAUUAGAAAAACGAAGAACAGAAGAAAUUUGCAGACGUGAUGCUUUGAGUCGUCAACUUGUUACUCUAAUGGAACAGCAAAGAAAGUAUGUUGCUGCUGUUAGACAACUUACCAUAGAAUGUCGCAAUAAUGAAUUGUUAUUAGGACGCUUGCGAGGAUCAUAAGUUUAAAUUUAUUACUUUAAUUGUACAUAUCAAUGUUGAAUAUUAAAAUUACUUUGAAAGUUAUAA